AGAAACAACGCGCCAAACAACAGCUCCUCCCCCGGCAUGCCAUUUCUACCAACGGCACCGUCGGCGCCAUCAUCGUCCUCCUCGUCGCCUGCUGCAGCGGGAGAGGAUAUUGAGCGACCCCAGAAACGCCAGAGGACUUCGGCGUCGUCGAAUCUUUCGCUAACACCCAGAUUACCUCCUCCCGUUAAUGUUGCUCCACCGCCGCCGCCGCUUUCGCUGCACAAUAGGGUCAAGGAGCAGCAGCAGCCUCAACAGCUGACGCUCCAGCAGCAGCAGCCUCAACAGCUGACGCUCCAGCAGCAGCAGCAACAACAACCCCCACCACCGGCGGUGGCUAGCAGUUCUAGCGUACCGUUCAUGAGGGUUCAAGAACAGGGCUCGUCGGAAACAUUUGCCCUACCGUUAGCAGCGGUGCAAAAUUGGGAUGUAAGUUUAUUGUCAUCGCUAUGGGAUUAUACAUUCCACUCGCUCCUUCCCCAUUAUGGCCAUCACCAGUCAUCGCCACAAUUUAGCUCAACCAGAUCGACACGCUAACUAUAUUUUUCUUUUCCUUCUUUGCGAAACCAGACGUUAGUAACCUUGCUCCGGGACCUAUUCUCUAAACCCCCGCAUAGCACACCAAAACUCAAAACGCACCGCGGCGACACAAUCAUAAAACCUUUAAUAAAGCAUUUCCUGAAAGACAACGUUCACCUGAUUGUCACAUUCGACGACACCCCGACGCCUCCAAACUCCCAAACCUCGGUGGUGAACGGCCUCAGUGGUCUCAACGGGAUAAAUGGGAACAGCAAUGGAGGGCCCCCGGCCCUCAACACGGCAAACUCAAACAUGAGCAACCACAGCCCAACCUUUAGUAGCCUGAACCCAAAUAACCAGAACCCACCAACACCCUACAGCCCCCCGAUUCGCCACCAUCACCACCACCACAACCAAUCCUCCUCAACCUCGAACGCAAGCAAUGCCAGCGAGUCACCACUACAAGCCAUCGCGGCCCUCUCCUUCCCCCCACAACAACAAUCCUCCCAGUCCCAACAACCCCAACCCUCACAAUCCCAAUCCCAAUCCCAGCCGCAACCGCAGCCCUCCCAAUCCCAGUCACAACAGCAACAACCCCAGCCCCCGCAGUUAACUACAUCCACCUCCAAUACUUCCACCACAUCCCUCCCACCCGGCGCCGGUGGCGGCUCCAUCCCAUUGUACAAGAUGUCCAGAACUCUCUCCACUGUCACGGGCCUCUGGCAGGAGUGGAAAUCGGGCAUCAGUAACUCACCCUCGGUCGAGUCGCUGGAGGCCAGGUACGGGCCCAAGUGGCGCACCAGCCAGGCAGAGCGCAAGUUCUAUUCCAGGCGGAAGGUCAUCAUCGAGGAGAUCACGAAGCGCAUCGGGGCCGGCAUGGAUUCGUGGAGGGCCGUGGAGGAGGUGGAAGCCAUGCGCGGCGCAAAGAGUCUGGAUGGGCUGAGUAAGAUGAUUGUCGAGAGGAGGAAGGGGGGGAAGAGGAGGGGUGGUGUUGGCGGGGGGCCGGGAGGCGGGGGGGGAGGUGGGGGUGGGGGUGGCAAUAGUCAGGGACAGGAUGAGGACGGGGACGAGGAUGAUGGGGGUUGGUAG
Molecule: messenger RNA, 1605 nt
Organism: Tuber aestivum (summer truffle)
Lineage: Eukaryota; Fungi; Ascomycota; Pezizomycetes; Pezizales; Tuberaceae
Source: the annotation of a GenBank genome assembly